This is a messenger RNA of Thunnus maccoyii (southern bluefin tuna), 2881 nucleotides long. RefSeq names its product GATA binding protein 5 (gene gata5). The record is from RefSeq and is a predicted model, not a curated record. The coding region runs from base 517 to 1671 and encodes 384 amino acids. NCBI's taxonomy places the organism in Eukaryota, Metazoa, Chordata, Actinopteri, Scombriformes, Scombridae. Gene Ontology annotation, molecular function: DNA-binding transcription factor activity, RNA polymerase II-specific; RNA polymerase II cis-regulatory region sequence-specific DNA binding; zinc ion binding. Gene Ontology annotation, cellular component: nucleus. Gene Ontology annotation, biological process: cell fate commitment; cardiac muscle tissue development; positive regulation of transcription by RNA polymerase II. The transcript has 7 exons.
UACACCGAGAGCCCUUGGAAAGAAAUUGUGUUCCUCCUAUAAGCAGCAGACUCUAUUAUCAACGUUUUAUGUGAUUUGAGUUGCUAUUGACAGAAAAUAUAUGCAUGGUAGAUAUAGAAUGGAGCUCGCUAUCUGGUGUGUUGUUUGAUUUGGUUUCCGUUAUGGUUAUGAUUUAAUGAGGCAGUGCAGCUCUGCAGGAUAUCUGGGGUCGCUGAUAAUCGCCUCUAUCUGCAUGCACACAUAUCAGCGAUUGUUAAUGUCAUUUUAAUCCAUCUUACGUCAAUCAGAAUGAUACAGGUGAAAUAUGACUGAUGAUACUACGUGAUUGUUGAACUUUUUCCAAGCUCUUCUGCCAUGCGUGACUGACAGGGAUCUUCACAUUUGUUGAAAAAGGCACAAACAAAUUCCUCAGGAGAGGGUUGGAGAGAAUUUACGCGUAGACAGUAUCGUCUGAACAGGACUGAAACCAACUUAAGAAUUCCCCCUAUAAUUUUCAUACUCCAAGAAGUUGUGAAAAUGUAUCAAAGUCUGGCCUUGUCUGCCAAUCAGUCCCCCUACGCCCAUGACUCCGGGAGUUACAUCCACCCUUCGGCCAGCUCUCCGGUCUACGUCCCCACCACCAGAGUCCCAGGCAUGCUAUCCACCCUGCCCUACCUGCAGACCUGCGACUCACCACACCAGUCCCACGGUCUCGGUGGGCACCACGGCUGGCCCCAGACAGGCACGGACGGCUCCUCCUUCACGCCCAGCAGCCCUCACCCUCCGCACGGAUUCUCCUAUUCACACAGCCCGCCCGUCAGCACCAACACCGGUCGGGACGCGACCUACCAGAGUCCGCUGGUUCUUGGAAACGGCGCUCGGGCGGAUCAGUACGGAGGCGCUCUGGUGCGCUCGGUCGGAGGCUCCUAUUCCAGCCCUUACGCGUACAUGAGCCCGGAGAUGGCCACGUCCUCCUGGACCCCAGGACCCUUCGAGAGCGGAGUGAUCAGUCUGCAGGGACGGCAAGGAGGUCUGUCUGGAAGAGGGUCCAGUCUGGACCUGAUGGAUGACAUGCCAACUGAGGGCAGAGAGUGUGUCAACUGCGGCUCCAUCUCCACGCCACUUUGGCGCAGGGACGGGACCGGACACUACCUGUGCAACGCCUGCGGCCUCUAUCACAAGAUGAACGGCAUCAACAGGCCGCUCAUCAAACCGCAGAAACGCCUGCAAACCACAUCUCGCCGGGCCGGCCUGUGCUGCACUAACUGCCACACCAGCACCACCACACUGUGGAGACGCAAUGCUGAGGGAGAACCUGUCUGUAACGCCUGCGGUCUCUACAUGAAGCUGCAUGGGGUGCCCAGACCUCUGGCAAUGAAGAAAGAGAGCAUUCAGACUAGGAAGCGCAAACCCAAGAUGCCCAAGAGUAAAACAUCCACAGGAGGAUCCACCACCUCUGACACCAGCUCCCCAACCUCCCUCUCAGUCUCAGAACAUGCCUCCACCAUUAAGAGUGAACCCAAUAUGGCCACUUCGCCCUACGCUGGACAGACUGUCACAUCCACCACGCAGACGGCCUCUCAGUCAGACGGCACAGGAUCAGGACAUGUGGACAUUAAAUAUGAGGAUUAUCCCUUUACCCCAACCUCCAUGGCCCCACAGAAUUCCUGGUGCGCUCUGUCUCAAGCAUGAGCAGCCUCCAAAUGCUGUUCAACCACAUGACUCACUCUUGAUUUGUGAGGGAGGCCAUGUCUCCAUCCUACAACUAUUUCUUGUGACUAGCAUUGUGGAGAAACAGCGUUGUCUAAACACCAAAUGGGGCUUUUACAGUAUCUGAUUGCUAUUUACUGUAGCAGAAUGGUUACUUACAGGCUCAAAACAGCUCACCUGGACCAAGCUUUAACUUAAAAUGGACACAGGGUACCUGGACUUCAGUUUUACAAAUGGAUGAGUGUGUAUUAUUCACAGCAACAUGACAGCUCAGCCAGAGUGAAAACAGUUGAAUCAGGACUAAAUGCUGACCCUGGCUUUCCUGAACUCACAUUCAACUAGCCACACCUCUUCAAUGGGAUGAUAAGAACUACCUAUUGCAAAAAAAGAUGCCUAUUUUUGGAGAAACCAAAUAUACCAAUGCAAAGACAAUCAAGUGGAAUGUAAAAGGACAUGGAUACAGUAACUCCUUUUUAUAACUGAUUUGCUUGUUAGUUUCAUUAAGUUUUCAUUGCUGUUGCUGGUGCUUUCAAGAACAUAAUGAGCAAAAAGAAAACAUAAUUUCAACAUGUUAUUGUCAUCUCAGAAAGAAAACAGAAAAUAGACCGAAAAUACCUUUUUUAUGGCUCUUAGCAUGGCUCAUUACCAAUGUGUAGAUGAUUAACUUUUAGAGACAAAUUGUUUAUGUUGAGAUAAGGACAGUUAAAAGUCAUGGUUGACACUAAUACCAGCCAGUUAUAGCCCACUGGUCACUGCUUCCCCAUGCAGAAUGGUUGGCAUGUUGUAUGGCCUCUAAGCUAUGAUGCUUAGAUUAUAUGAAUCAUUUGUUUUACAAAAUACAAUGGAUAUAAAUUUCAUCUUGUUUAAUUAAUUUUAAAAUCAGGACCAGUUGUUUUGAUUCAGACAUCAUGACUACAUAUCAGAAGUUUAUCAUUUUACUGCUUUAACAUUGACAUUAAUGAAAGUGCAAUGACUCAGUUUUUCUUGUCAAAAAUUGAAGGCAAAACAAAAAAGUGUUAUUCUAAAUAUAAUCUAAUUUUAUUGUCUGAAUUUUGUCAAUAUGUAAGGGAAUUCUAUAGGACUCUCUGACUCUCUCUGUUUCCUCUCUUUAUUCAAUGCUCUUUGGAAUCUGUUAAGGUUAAUAAACUGAUUCACAUUUUAUUCAUUUGAUUUAUAAAAACCUCACAAAUAC